Messenger RNA from Biomphalaria glabrata, 8623 nucleotides. RefSeq lists its product as uncharacterized. Bases 159 to 7871 code for a protein of 2570 amino acids. The record is from RefSeq and is a predicted model, not a curated record. Lineage: Eukaryota; Metazoa; Mollusca; Gastropoda; Planorbidae. The transcript has 45 exons. Gene Ontology annotation, molecular function: protein binding.
GCGCUCCCCUUCUAAUACAAUUGUUUUACGCUCACUUUGAUGAGUGGAGCCGGCUCCAAUAGGAUUGUGUGCUGUUUUGUUAUUGUUAUUAGUUCAGAUGAUGUCCAAAUGAAACGCUGUGAUAACUAACGACCAUUAAAUUAUAACAUUCGUUUAGUAUGGCUCCUAACUUAAAUACAACAUUGCUACUGUUCUAUGUCCUUAUUGGUUACAUUGUACAUGUUUUAGCAGCUCAAGAAAAACCAACAUUAUUUACGCCCUCCAAGUACUAUGUUCAAGUAGGCGGCGUUGCUAAACUUCCUUGUAUGGCUGCAUCCUCUCAAGAUACUUUGACAUGGUUUUCUAAGCGAGAGGAUGCAUAUCUGAAGUCUCGAUCUAGAACUGUAGUGGACCCUGUGGACAGAAAGUUAAGCUUAAAAAUUAUAGACAAGAUCCAGCUUACAGACAGUGGACACUACGUGUGCUCUGAUGGAAAGAAAAACCAAACGAUAGAACUUAUUGUCGUCAAUCCAUCGGAACCUUUACAUGUGACGGCCAAAAUGGUCAGACAACACGAAGCAAUCAUCAAAUGGAAUCCUCCCAAACGACACGCCAAUCUGGUCAAGACUUACAGACUAUUUGUCACUGACACCAGUACAAAUAGAACCAAAGAAUUUGAAGAUACAAAAACCAAGCCAAACAAAGCGGGAGAAUUUUUACUUCAGGAUUUGUUUCCUGAUAAAAUCUAUGAAAUCUCGGUGGCACCUACUUUUAUGGAAGGUACAAAUGAGCUGCCUUCCAUGUUUUACGGACCGAAAUCCAAGAUAGCCAGACUGGACACUACCAAACUGGAUGCUGCUGUUCCCGGAGUUCCAAUGAAAGUAGAAGCCGAGCCAGGUUUUAAUUCUUCCAUCCUAGUCAAAUGGCUGCCUCCUAAACCUUUACACAGUGGCGACACCUAUAACUUUAAAGUGUUUUACGAGGGCUUUGGCAAACACAAAUCUAAAGGGCAAGUCCUGGUGGAGUCCCCUAAUGAGGAGGACAUGUGGGAAGCGGUCUUGACUGACCUGCCCAUCAAAAUGAAAUACAAAAUUGAAGUGGCCGCACUAACCAAAGGACCGUCACCAGUGAUGGGCCCAAAAAGCAAGACUCUGGACUAUCGCCACGACGGAUUCACGCCUGAGAUAAGUUUGAAUGCUGUACCACUGACACCGGACACAAUUCUUGUCACUCUGGACACAGUUGGCGAUGCUGUUGUGGAGGUAUUGCGCGUGUUGUAUUCUGACGCGAGCGCCAUCGACUGGAAACGUCUUGACGAAUUCGAUGAAAAGCAAGGCUAUGGAGUAAUCACUGGACUGAAACCUAACUCAUCCUAUUUUUUUAUGGCCAAAGCAAGGGUCAGCACAAGACCACGACAGACAGUCACACAUGCUGUUACUCCUUCAUUUGAUCUGCCACUUCCCAGUGAGGUCAAGGUUAUAGCCAAAUCAGACACAAGUGCACAAGUGUCAUGGUCAACUUCUGAUAGAAGUAAAUUAAAGGGCCAUAUUGUCAUAGUGCAGAGAUUGGUAGAUGAUAACACAAUAGAAACUAUUAAGCAGUUGGCAGUUUUAGAAGACACUGAGGUGUUGGUCAAAGAUCUUAUGACCAAUGAAAAGUACCAGGUGCAGGUGAUUCCUUUCAGCACUCAAGAUAGAGGGGCAUGCAGUGAGGCUGUCAGGUUUCAGCUUGGAACAUCAGAUGUAGACACCACCACAAAAGCAUUAGAAUGGAAAAGUCCUAAUUUUGUUGAAAGUCCACCAGAAGAGCUAAACAUUAAUGAAGGUGAUGAGGUGAAAAUUGUCUGCGCUGCCGAGGGAGUGCCCACCCCAUCAGUCCAGUGGCUGAAAGACAAUGAUGUCAUAGGAUUUGCAGCGAUGGAAAGAAACGAACUGACACUACCAUCAGUUUUUGAGCCUAUGGUACUCAUGUGUCGUGCAUGGAAUAACCUCAGUGUAAUUGAGUCCAAAGUCAAUGUCAAAGUUAUGCCAAAGUCAAAAGCACCAAGUUUUACUGAUGGGCAACCAGAAUAUGUGGACGUGUCCCAUGGUGAAAGCAUCCGUGUUGUCUGUGAAGCCUCUGGCGUUCCACUCCCUACAGUUCAAUGGUACAAGAAUGAUUAUUCUAUUACCUCAAAAGUACCCAGUAGAGCGGAGUAUACCUUGUCCAGAAUCACUGAGUCUACAGAGCUAGAGUGUCGGGCCUCAAACAGUCAAGGACAGAUCUCCAAAAAAGUCUUUAUCACAAUGCAGGAUGAUUCUUCAAAGGCGCCAACUUUCAUUGAUGGACAGCCACAACGUACAGAGGUACCUAAAGGAGAAAACUACACAGCAUAUUGUGAAGCUGAAGGUGUGCCAGAACCCUAUGUUCAGUUGUUUCAAGAUGGAGCACCCCUGGUAUCAAGAAAGCCAAAGCGAGCAAUGUUUGUGAUUUCAGGAGUUUCAGAGUCCAUGGAACUUGAGUGCCGGGCAGAAAACAGAUUAGGAAAGAUCUCAAAGAAGUUAUACAUUUAUGUGUAUGACCUGCAAGACAUGAAAGGUCCAAGUUUUAAAGACAAGUUGCCCAAGGAACUUUUUGUCAACAGUGGGGAGAAAUUGAAAGUUGACUGUGCAGCAGACGGAGUCCCAACUCCAACAAUUCAGUGGUAUGUUGAUAGGUUACCAUAUGGGAGGCCAGAACAUGGACGUAUGGAUCUCCAGAUCCAGAAUGUUGAUAAGCCUGUGGUUUUGACCUGUGUUGCUAGAAAUAAUGCCGGCACCAUCCAUCAAAGAGUUUCUGUGAAAUUAAAGCCUUCUGCUCAGCCACCAAGUUUCAUUGAUGCACAGCCUGAACGUGUGCAGGCCUACAAAGGUGAUGACGUUUUGGUGACUUGUGAAGCUACAGGUAUACCUGAACCAUCUAUCCUCUGGCUCCAUGAAAACUCAGAUCUCAGCCCAGUCAGUGCCAGAAAAGCUGAUUAUACAAUUAAACAAAUUCCCAGGUCCAUUGAGCUAGAGUGUCGUGCCAGCAACACAUAUGGACAAAUCUCAAAGAAAGUUUAUAUUGAUGUAGAGGACAAGCCAGAAAAGAAAGCUCCAAGUUUUGUAGAACUGCCUCCUGAAGAAGUGAUUCUCAAAGAAGGGGGAGAACUCAAAGUUGUCUGUGCAGCUGAUGGUGUACCACCUCCAAGAGUGUACUGGCUGAAGGAUGGAGUUCCCAUUGGAGAUACAGCAUUGGAAAGGAAUGAACUGAUUAUUGCUUCUGUUUUAGAAUACGUUGAAUUCACUUGCAUUGCAGAAAAUCCCAUGAGGUCUAUUGAGAGGAAAGUCAUAGUAAAAGUACAAUCUACAUCAGAUGAACCAAGAUUUACUGAUAGUCAGCCAGAGAAAGUGGAGGCAUUUAAAGGUGAAGAUGUCCAGGUCAUCUGCCAGGCCACAGGUGUGCCACAGCCCACUGUGCAGUGGUUUCUGAAAGGAUCACCAGUCACAGGAAAAAAAAAGAGUAGAGUGGAGUAUGUUGUCUCAAGCGUCAUUGUGCCCACCGUGCUGGAAUGCCGCGCAGAAAAUAGUUUGGGUCAGAACUCAAAGAAAGUGAUUAUUUCUGUCCCAUCUGAUCCUGCUGGAAGGUCCAAGCCUAUCAUCCUAGACACUCUGCCUAGCGUUGUUGAGGUGGAAAGUGGGAAAUCAUUGACAUUGAAAUGCCAAGGCUGGGGAGAGCCAAUGCCAGGAAUAGAAUGGUUUAAAAACCAAAGCCCAGUUCGUGGUCUGAGACUGGGUGAUGAUGCUUUGGAGCUACAUGAGAAAUCAGUGACAGAAAAUGUCACAUUAUAUUGUCGUGUCAGCAACCGUCAUGGCAGUGAGGAUCAUGUGGUUAAUGUUGUGGUGAUAGAACCAUACCAGUCUCCUAUAUUAGUUUCCAAGAUACCAAGACAAAUUGAAAAAUUCUAUGGAGACUCCUUGACAAUCCCCUGUGAGUUCCAUGGACGCCCAGUGCCUAGAGUCACAUGGUUCAAUGAUACCACUCUGUUGGUGAAGGCUAAACCCAAAAGCAACACCCUGAACAUACCUUUUGUGACAGAGUCAUCCUUCCUGAGGUGUCGAGGAGAGAAUGUCGCUGGCAUGGGUGAGACCAGUGUCAUGCUGAAUGUUAAAUACAGGCCCGUUACACCAAAAUCCACCACAUUGAGACCUCCACCUGUUCUGACACAUGUAGUGAGAAUAGAAUCUUCCAUGGUUUCUCCAAAAUUGAUGGUAGUCAAGUGGAUUGUGGACCAGGGUGAUCUCUCACAAAUUGGGUAUUUUAAUUUGACAACUUUCUCUCAAGGGCAAAUUGUCAUGAGUCAAUUGAUUGGCUCCAAUCAUAGAUCUCUGAAUCUUAAAUCUGUUGAAACUGGUAACAGGUAUUUGGUCCUUAUAGAAACCUAUGGUAGACAUGGCAGUGUGUUGGCCAACUCUACACAUGAUAUAGUGGUGCCACCAUACACACCUCCCAGUUCCCCUCCAUGUCUUAAGUUAGAACUGACAGAGAUACGUGACACUUCAGUCAAAUAUGAAAUGGUACCAGUCAAUUUUAACACUGAGGCUUAUGAAUACAGAGUUGCUUUUUAUGACCUUGGCACAAAAUGGGAUAAGAGAAGUUGGUUUGACAGAAAGAGUCCUGACCCAACACCACUAUCUGUAAUCGAUAAUCUAAGGCCCUCACACCCAUAUCAGAUCCACGUUGAGCUGCUUUCCAAAAGUCAACAGUCCAUACUAAAUAUAACAUACAGCUUCCAAACAGCUCCAAAGGGAGGUUACCUGGAUCCAGUCAAACUUGUUGCUUAUUUGCAUCCCAUGACACUCUGGCCUACCACUGCAACAUCCACCCUCACAACUACUGGCAGUACAGAGUCUGACAUCACAAAUUUCACUGCUUCCAUUGGACUGUCUACAGAGAUCUCAUCCUCAGAGGCAAUAGACCCAUUGACUCUGACCACUGUUCCAGUUACUUCUGCAUCAUCUGUUACAAUCAGCACAACUGAUACUAAUAUGACUGAUACUGAUAUGACGACUGGAGUGAUCACAACUUUGGGGACAACUGUGUCAACCGUUUUUGAUGCCACUACUGAAGAUCCGAUUGAUGAAACUUAUCUAGUCUCGUCAAAAACAAGAUUUAAAUCACCAAAUAAUGCUGUGAUCAUCUGGCAAGUGGACCAGGGUAACCUAGAGAACAUCAAACAUUUUAAUGUUGCACUGUUUGACUCUAAGGGCCGAAGGAGGCUGGAUAGUGAAGUGGCUGGUAACCAAAGGUAUAUCAAUAUACAUCCAUUGCCUAAUGGCAUCUAUGUGGUCAACAUUAACGCUAAGGGAGAUGAAGGAGAAUUAUUCCAGCACAACAUUACUGUGGUUGUCCCCCCUAUGUCAAUGGAUGCAGAUUCACAAACACCAAGGCUUGAUUUGGAAGCCAAUGAGGUCAGAUCAACUGAUGUCAACAUUGUCUGGGAUGUAUUUAAUAUGCCACCAAACGCUAUCAAUGGAUACAGGGUUCAAGUGUUUGAAGAAGGUCCAAAAGGGUUAAAUUUGAUGAAUAAAACAUUAAAUGCAAACACUGGAACAUUAAGAAUCUCCAACCUUUCUCCUAACAAGCGGUACCAUGUAGUGGUUGAUGCCUUGGAUGUGGAUGCCCAAGUGAACAUGACGGCAUCUGUGACAUUUGACACGCCUCCACACAAAAGAUAUGGGAAAGCAGUCAAAGGUGCCAUGAGAGUCAUGUCACAACCUCAGAUUGCUUUGACCACCUUGGAACCAGAAAUGCCACAGAUGGACAUGUCCAUUUCCAAGAGUAAAACCCAGAUUCAAGAUGAAGAGAAUCCUGUUCAUGAUAUAAAGUGGAGCCUGAAAAACUUUCAUGACUAUGUCAUUUCUAACUAUUCAAUGAAAGUUCGACUCGAUGGACUGAAUGGGGAACUAUUGUACGAUGAAACCUUCCCACCCAACAUCCGCUACUUUUUAAUGGAGGGAAUGACUUCUGGCCGUGUCUAUUAUGUGGAGGUGAAUGCCCUGUCUGCACUUGGUUUGCCUCUUAUCAGUGUGGGAACAGAGUAUAAUCCAGAUGAAAGUCCGGAUCCACUCACAGUGUCUCAACCUUUACUUCCACUAACCACAACAACUGUUGCAGCAACAAAAAAGCCAGUCAAACUAGAACUUCAUGUCAGAUCUCUUGGAGAUGAUGAACUAGUGAUGAAUUGGAGUCUAGAGGAUAGUAACACUAAGAAUGACAUCGCUAUGUUUAUUAUAAAGGCCAAAGACCAUGAAGAUGAAUACUUGAUAUUAGAUACAUGGACAGAUAAUGAAACCUGGGAAUACAAGUUGAAGAAAGUUUUAGAUUACAGGCGCUACAACUUUAUGGUGCAAGCAGUGGAUGUGAACAAUAACACAUUAGCUGAUGCCUAUGAGACAAUUGAUAUACCUUCAGGUGAAGAGGCUGCUUUUUCACUGCCUAUAUCAACCAUUCCAAGUCCCAUGGAACCUAUUGAGCUUGACUUAAGGCUUCAAUCCCUCCGUAGUAAUGGAACUUCAAUGUACUGGACACUACAGGACCCAGACAAUAGAGUUCAACAAUUUAGAAUCACAGUUCAGGAGAUGGAUGAGAAUGGGGACAUUGUUUAUGAUAUUCUGGUCAAGAGAGAUAACCAAGAGUAUCUAGUGGAGCAGCUGGAGGAGAAUGGAAAGUAUUACUUUAUUCUGGAAGCUCUUGAUGCUUUUAAUAAUACUCUGGCCUCUGAUAAUGAGACUUAUAUUGUAUCUUUCUCUGAUGACAUUCAAGAAGAUACAACUACCACUAAUGGGAACCUCAACGAGAACACUGCUACUGAAAGUGCAAAAAAUAAUCAAGAACCUCUUAAACUGACACUGAAAGUAAUGCAAUCAAACGAAGGGACAAUGAUGCGCUGGGUGGUAGAAAAUAAAAAAAAUGCUGAAGACAGCAUUGCCAACUUCAAUAUAAUAGUUCAAGAGACAGACUCAGCUGGUGAUAGAACUCUGGAGGUAACGGUGGGAGACGCCAGUCGAGAGUAUGUUGUAGAAGAUCUGGAGAAAAAUGGAGAUUAUUACUUCACAAUUCAAGCCUUGGAUGUUGAAAACAAAAUAUUGAGCAGUGCCAGUGCUCCAUACAGAGUACCUGACCUUAAUGAGGACUACACUGAUCUAGAGGAAACUACUCCUCAGAAUAUAAAUCAUGAAUAUUAUUUAGAUCUUGAGAUUGUGCCAUUGGGAUACAACACCACUCUGAAUUGGAAAUUAAUAAAAGGGGAGACUACGCAAAUCGUCUGCGGAUUGCAUCUGUUUGUCUACAGGAACCAAUAUGGUGGAGAAACCCAUAUAAACCAAACGUUUCUUCCCACUGACAAUCACAUCACCUUGUAUGACUUGGUACCUAAAGAAGAUUAUGUGAUUGAACUAAAUGCUGUAGAUUGUCAAACAAAAGUUCUUGCAGCAGUCAGGUAUAACUACAAUCAACCACCCCCUGAUGUUGAGUUUGAGCCUAUCUUUGUUUCUUCUAGGACUACGACUAAUGGACCAUUGCAUCAAGACGGAACUAAUCUAUUCAUCACUCAAGUGGAAACUCUGAACAGCACUGCCAUAUUUGUUAAAUGGUAUGACAUGUUAUCACUUAAGGGUAACACGUCAUCACCAGCAUCACUGCGGUAUGCAGAGUUUACCAAGUCCCAACUAAUUGACUUCAUAUAUCUGAAAUUCCCUCCCAAUCAAACUGAAACCAUCAUCAUCAACUUAAAACCUGGACAAAGUUAUAUGUUUCAAAUAGCACCCUGGUCAGAAAACAUUGAAGAUGACAGUUGGAGCAAGCUGGUACUAAAAUCAACACAAGCAAGCUGAAAAUUCAUUUGACAAAAGAGAAGCACAAGUGAUAAACAGCAGAGAAGUAUAGUAGUGUUUUGCAUUCAAAGAAUAUAGUUGGUUUCAAUUCAAUGAACAUAUAUAUAUAUACAUAUAUUUGUAUGAAAGUUAUGUUAAUAUUUUAUUUUUGUGAAAGAUGCUUGCUGAUACAAUCACCAAUUUAUUUAAAAUGUGUGAAAAGCAUUUUUAAUCAUCUUCUUAUGUUCAUUAUUUCAAUCAAUUUAUCAUUGUCUGAUAUAGUGUAUAAUAUUGUCUGAUAUAGUGUAUAACAUUGUCUGAUAUAGUGUAUAACAUUGUCUGAUAUAGUAUAUGAUAAAGUGUAUGAAUGAAAACCUUGUCUUUUGUGUCUCUGACCAGAACAUUGUGUUGACCACAUGAAAGCUUAUAGAGUUCCUUUGUCCAUAACUUUGUGCUACUUCUUGAUCUAGUGUUUGUUUCUGUAAAAUAUGACAUUGGAUGAAAAUGCAAUUAAAUUCAACAGUUCUGUUUUGGCUUUUGGAGAAAUUAAGUUCCCCCCCCCCCCCCCCCCCCCCGAAAACUAGUUGUUGUUUUUUUCCCUCACUCCUAGUCUUAUGUUUUUAAAACUGAUGGAUGAAUGUCAAAAUAUAUUACACAGUACUUUAGAGCACUACAUGAAAAUGUAGUGGUGUUGAUGUGCUUCACAAUAAAUACAAUUUUGUAAACUAGUGAACAUGAACUUAUAUUAAAAUAAAGUAUUCUUUGUUACUGUA